Messenger RNA from Dreissena polymorpha, 5997 nucleotides. Its product is annotated as DNA replication licensing factor mcm5-like. Gene Ontology annotation, biological process: DNA replication; DNA replication initiation; double-strand break repair via break-induced replication. NCBI's taxonomy places the organism in Eukaryota, Metazoa, Mollusca, Bivalvia, Myida, Dreissenidae. The coding region runs from base 1 to 2202 and encodes 733 amino acids. Gene Ontology annotation, cellular component: nucleus; MCM complex. The record is from RefSeq and is a predicted model, not a curated record. The transcript is spliced from 15 exons. Gene Ontology annotation, molecular function: single-stranded DNA helicase activity; 3'-5' DNA helicase activity; ATP binding.
AUGGACACAGGCUUUGACGACCCUGGAAUAUUUUUCAGCGAUAACUUUGGUUCCGAGGAACAAAAUAAUGAAGACCAGAUCAACAGGGUUCAAGUUAAAAAGCGAUUCAAGGAUUUUAUCCGUCAAUUUCACGAAGGCAACUUUACAUACCGAUACAGAGAUGAACUGAAAAGACACUAUAAUUUAGGACAAUACCACCUGGAAGUAGAGAUUGAGGAUGUGGCAAGUUUUGAUGAAACAUUGGCAGAGAAGUUGUACAAAGUACCUACAGAGCAUCUACCACUGUUUGAGGAUGCAGCCAAGGAGAUUGCUGAUGAGAUCACCAAGCCCCGCCCCGAGGGGGAGGAAGACGUGCAGGACAUUCAGGUCAUGCUAACCUCCAAGGAGAAUCCAGUCAACCUUCGUGGACUCAAGUCUGACCAGAUGUCCAAACUAGUGAAGAUACCUGGCAUUGUGAUAGCUGCCUCAGCCAUUAAGUCCAAGGCGACCUCAUUGACCCUGCAGUGCCGCAGUUGCCGUAAUGUGCUCAAUAACAUCGCUGUCAAGCCUGGUCUGGAAGGAUACAGCAUGCCGCGCAAAUGUAACACUGACCAAGCUGGAAGACCUAAGUGCCCGAUAGACCCAUUCUUCAUCGUGCCGGACAAGUGCCGCUGUGUAGACUUUCAGGUUCUCAAGCUGCAGGAGGCCCCAGAGUCCGUGCCCAACGGAGAGAUGCCCAGGCACAUGCAGCUCUUCUGUGAUAGGUACCUGUGUGAUAAGAUUGUGCCAGGAAACAGAGUCAAUGUCAUCGGCAUCUUCUCCAUCAAGAAAGCUGGACAACCAGCUCAGGGAGGUGGCAGGGAGAAGGUCAACGUGGGUAUCCGAGCCCCGUACUUCAGAGUGGUUGGCAUCCAGGUGGCCACGGAUGGCCAGGGGUCAACAACCGGGACUUCCAUCACUCCCGCAGAGGAAGAGGAAUUCAGGCGUCUCGCAAAGAGCCCUAACGUGUACGACACAGUCGCCAAGAGCAUUGCGCCCUCUAUCUAUGGCAGCAUUGAUAUUAAGAAGGCUAUUGCUUGUCUUCUGUUUGGAGGCUCCAGAAAAAGGUUACCUGAUGGCCUGACCCGCAGAGGUGACGUGAACCUUCUCAUGUUGGGUGACCCUGGUACAGCGAAGUCACAGCUGCUGAAGUUUGUGGAGCGAGUGUCUCCAAUAGCCGUGUACACGUCUGGCAAGGGCAGUAGUGCUGCUGGUCUGACAGCCUCAGUGCACAGGGACCCACAAACGCGCAACUUUGUGAUGGAGGGCGGGGCUAUGGUUCUAGCCGACGGGGGAGUGGUGUGCAUUGACGAGUUUGACAAGAUGAGAGAAGAUGACAGGGUAGCCAUUCAUGAGGCUAUGGAGCAGCAAACCAUCUCCAUAGCUAAGGCCGGGAUAACAACGACCUUGAACUCAAGGUGCUCUGUGCUGGCAGCUGCCAACAGUGUGUACGGGCGCUGGGACGACAUGAAGGGCGAGGAGAAUAUCGACUUCAUGCCCACCAUCCUGUCUCGUUUUGACAUGAUCUUUAUUGUGAAGGAUGUGCAUGAUGAGGCCAUGGAUACUAGAUUGGCCAAGCACGUGAUGAAUGUACACCUGAACGCCCAGCAGAUGACCGAGGAGCCCGCAGAGGGGGAGAUUGACCUCCUGACCCUCAAGAAGUACAUCGGCUACUGCAGAACGAGAUGUGGCCCUCGUCUGUCUGCCGAGGCUGCUGAGAAACUAAAGAACCGCUACGUGUUGAUGAGGAACAGUGCGGGAGAGUAUGAGAGGGAGACUGGCAAGAAAGUCAGCAUUCCUAUCACAGUGAGACAACUGGAGGCCAUCAUACGUAUCAGUGAGUCGCUUGCUAAGAUGAAGCUGCAGCCGUUUGCCACGGAGUCUGACGUGGAUGAGGCACUGAGGCUGUUCCAGGUGUCUACACUAGACGCUGCUAUGUCUGGCAACCUUGCAGGAGUGGAAGGGUUCACUACAGAGGAGGACCAGGAGAUGCUGGGCCGUAUUGAGAAGCAGCUGAAGAGGAGGUUUGUCAUCGGCUCCCAGGUCUCGGAACAUGCCGUGCUCCAGGACUUCCUCAAACAGAAAUACCCUGAGCGAGCCAUACAGAAAGUGAUCCACUUUAUGCUGAGACGGGGAGAGCUGCAGCACAGAAUGCAGAGAAAAAUGUUGUACAGGAUGAAAUAAUCACAUGUACAGGGCUGUAGUUGUACUGCAAAUGUACUGCUUAAUUCUCAUGAUGGACAUACUAGUAUUUUGUCAUGAAUGAAUUUUGUUGGUGUUAAAGUGCUGAAAUUGUAUAUUCAUACAAAUGUGUAAUACAAUUGUUAAUAUUUUCUUAUGGAUUUAAGAUUACCCAGAAUGUUAUGUAAGAAAAUACUUGGUGAUUUAAGGCUCAUUUUUAUGUCCCCCCAGUCUGUACUGAAAACUGUCAUAAUGUUGCCGACUAAAAGUGUCGCUAUUGGUUAGGUUGCAGUAACCUAAGUCGAUUACAAUGUCGAAUAUUUACAUUUUUCAAAAUGAAAAUGUCAGCAAGAAUAGUGUGUUAAACCAUCAUCGUGUUUGUUAGCUUGAAUGCAAGGGAUAACGUCUGUAGGCUGCCAUUCAGGUAAAUUUAAUAUGUAUUUGAAGUUUAUUCAUCGCUUUCCUUAAUUGGUAAUGAACGACGUAUGUUUAGUAAUGCGCAAGGAUUCUCUGCGCAGAACUGGGAUUGUGUUUAUGUUUAUCCAGUUUUUGUUAAAUUUAUCCACAAAAGACUUGCAAUGCAAUUUUCUCAUAAAACCUCGAAGCAUUCAAGAACUAGCAAAAUGGUAGAAAGGCUAUUUCUGUAGUGGGAAAUUUUUAUACAUAUUUCAGUGACUGAAUUGUCACUACUUUUGUACUAGAAUAGUUUUUAUUGCAAAAGUUAUCAAUAAAAUGUCAACAUUAUUUGAUUUUUAUUUCAUGACAAUUUUUUGUCAGUAAAAUAUGUGUAACGUCUCUAAAAUUAUGAUCUAUGCAUAACUGUUGUUAAAAUCUCUAACCUUUAUAAAGGUUGAUUUUUCUACAUAACAUAGAAUUUCAUCAGGUGCAUACUACCUUAAAUGCUCUAACAGCAGCUAUGGCUAUCCUAUAAAGGAAGUAACUGCUGCGAGAAGUUUGUAAACCACUGCAUCAAGUUUGUUUGCUUAAUUAUAAUUUCAACCUGCAUUUAGAGUUGUUCAGUCAAUGUAUAUUUUCUGUUUUUGAAACUGAUCUGAAUUUUGUAUUUUUUUGUUUGUACUGUUUUGUUUUGUAUAUUAUGUACAUGUCAUCACUGGACUUGAAAUUCUUUACCUGGCCGGCAAGCUCAGUUCUUUAAUGCUUGACUACCAAUCCUUAGAACACUUGUUUGGAGGUGGGUCAUGAAAUUCUUUAUACAAUAAUUCUCCCCCUACCUCUGAGGUGAGGCACUUGUCAGUUACUGAGCUAUACUGGUUAGGCAGUUGUCAGUUACUGAGCUAUACUGGCAUCAUUAUAGGUCCAUGAGGUAUCCCAGGCAAGUGUGAGUCGGCAAACUGACCAUCGUGACACAUGUACUUCUUAAAUAAUGAUACAAACGGUAUAAAAUCCAUCAAACAAAUGGACUUUGUGCACUAGGCACGCAAUCUUGCAUGUUUGUUUGCAAAGCAGUUGCUUUAUUUCAAAAACGCGAAGUAUGGAGUCAAUAUUUGUUUGAAAAACACAUUUCUAUUCUUGAAUUAUGCAAUUUUAUUAGCCGGAUUUUUUUCGAAAAAAUCUCGGCUUAUAGAUUGAUGUUGUCGGGCGGGCGGGGUGGCGGCGUGCUCGAAAAUGUUAAAGUUCUUAUUUCAUGGUAUAACUUUGGUAUGCUUGGACCUAGAGUCUUCAAACUUGACAUGAAGGUUGGCCAGGAUUAACAGAUGACCACUGGUCAUUUCAAGGUCAUUCAUUUGAAGGUCAAGGUCACUGUGACCUUCAAUAUAAAAAAUGUUAAAGUUGUUAUAACUUUGGUAUGCUUGGACCUAGUGUCUUGAAACUUGACAUGAAGGUUGGCCAUAACUAGUUAGUAACCACUGGUCAUUUCAAGGUCAUUCAUUUGAAGGUCAAGGUCACUGUGACCUUGAAUGUAAAAAUGUUAAAGUUCUUAUUUCAUGGUAUAACUUUGGUAUGCUUGGACCUAGAGUCUUCAAACUUGACAUGAAGGUUGGCCAGGAUUAACAGAUGACCACUGGUCAUUUCAAGGUCAUUCAUUUGAAGGUCAAGGUCACUGUGACCUUCAAUAUAAAAAUGUUAAAGUUGUUAUAACUUUGGUAUGCUUGGACUUAGAGUCUUGAAACUUGACAUGAAGGUUGGCCAGAACUAGUAAGUAACCACUGGACAUUUCAAGGUCAUUCAUUUGAAGGUCAAGGUCACUGUGACCUUGAAUGUAAAAAUGUUAAAGUUGUUAUAACUUUGGUAUGCUUGGACCUAGAGUCUUGAAACUUGACAUGAAGGUUGGCCAGAACUAGUAAGUAACCACUGGACAUUUCAAGGUCAUUCAUUUGAAGGUCAAGGUCACUGUGACAUUGAAUGUAAAAAUGUUAAAGUUCUUAUUUCAUGUUAUAACUUUGGUAUGCUUGUACCUAGAGUCUUCAAACUUGAAAUAAAGAUUGGCCAGUACUAGAAGAUGACCACUGGUCAUUUCAAUGUCAUUCAUUUGAAGGUCAAGGUCACUGUGACCUUAAAUGUUAAAAUGUUAAAAUUGUUAUAACUUUGGUAUGCUUGGACAUAGAGUCUUCAAACUUGACAUGAAGGUUUGCAAGCACACUUAGAUGACCACUGGUCAUUUCAAGGUCAUUCAUUCUAAGGUCAAGGUCACUGUGACCUUGAAUGUAAAAAUGUUAAAGUUCUUAUAACUUUGGUAGGUAAAAAUGUUAAAGUUCUUAUUCCAUGUUAUAACUUUGGUAUGCUUGUACCUAGAGUCUUCAAACUUGACAUAAAGUUUAUUUUCUUACAUUUGAUAAUGAAAUUGAUGGAAACUUCAAACAAUAUGUUACUAAUUUGCUAAUAAAAAAAUUGAGAUCAAACUUUCCUAAUUGUCAAUUCAAGUUCAUAUUUGUGACCUUAAAUGUUAUUGUUGUUCAUGUAUAUGCAUGCAUUCAAAACAUAACACAAGGUUUGCUCAUGCCUUGAAAAGUACUUACAUUUCAUUUUGACCUUUGAACAAUAUUUCAGUAAUUUAAGUAUUGCAUUGACAAAAACACGAAAGGUACUUUCCUGUCAUUUAAAUCAAAAAUCCGGCUUCAAUGCGGUCAUCUCCGACCGCGGAACUCUUGUUAAGUUCUUGUCACAAUUUACUUUUAUUACAUGGGUUCCAUUGUUCUAGUUACAUCUUAUUGAAAUAUUGUUUCCUGUCUAGUAAAGAAUACCACUGGCUUAAGGGGAUUUAUAGUUGAUGGUAAACAGCCAAUAAUUUGCUGGACUGCUCUCUAGAUUGUGCGUUGCCCAAUGUCUGGUGAGAGAUUUUCAAGUUCAUGUGUUAACUGUUGUACAAAGUUUCUGUAUUUAAUAUGUUUAGUCCAGAUAUAUGGGAGGGAAGGCAUUGAUACCACAUCUUGUGUUCAACUGUACAGAAAAGUGUGUUCAAUCAUUUACUGUAUAGACAAUUGUGUUCAAUUGGUUGCUGUAUAGCAAACAAAAAUGUGUUCAAUUUUGAUCAUUCUAAUGUGUUCCAAUAUUUUUUUUGCAUUUAUCUAUUGUUUAUUUUGAACUGCAUUUUUAUAUUCUUUUCCGUUUUCCGUUUUGUUAUCAAUUUAAACAUGCAUGCAUGACCUUUAUCGUUAUCGCAACUGUGUUCAAAAUGUCCGAUAUUUACGUGUUCAUUGAAUUAAAUAUUAGUAAUUUGACAAAAUAAACCAAUAAUUGCAUUGCCCAGACAUCAUAGGUCAUACCUUUUAAACAUGCCGUCUGAAUUGCAGAUGUAAGAUAUAUUGACCUUAAAUAUUAAAAAACAUAAAUCAUGAA